Molecule: messenger RNA, 2037 nt
Organism: Pichia membranifaciens NRRL Y-2026
Lineage: Eukaryota; Fungi; Ascomycota; Pichiomycetes; Pichiales; Pichiaceae
Exons: 1
Coding region: 1-2037 (678 amino acids)
Biological process (GO): pentose-phosphate shunt
Cellular component (GO): cytosol
Molecular function (GO): transketolase activity
Source: RefSeq, a predicted model, not a curated record
AUGUCCGACUUCACCACCAAGGCAGUCGACACCAUCAGAGUGCUCGCAGCAGACACCGUCGCCAAGGCCAAUUCGGGCCACCCGGGCGCCCCUAUGGGGAUGGCACCAGCAGCACACGUGUUGUUCUCGCAGAUGAAGACGAACCCUAAAAACCGCAAGUGGAUCAACAGAGACCGGUUCGUGCUCUCCAACGGCCACGCAGUGGCGCUCUUGUACGUGAUGUUCCACCUGAUGGGCUACCCGAUCUCCAUCGAGGACCUCAAGCAGUUCAGACAGCUCCACUCCAAGACCCCGGGCCACCCGGAGUCGGGCACGCCGGGCAUCGACGUGACCACGGGUCCGUUGGGCCAGGGGAUCUCGAACGCCGUGGGCAUGGCCAUUGCGCAGGCCAACUUCGCCGCCAAGUACAACAAGCCUAACUACAAGAUCUCCGACAACCACGUCUACUCCUUCUUUGGAGACGGCUGCAUGAUGGAGGGUGUUGCGUCCGAAGCCUGCUCCUUGGCCGGCCACUUGCAGUUGGGCAACUUGAUUGCCUUCUACGACGACAACAAGAUCUCCAUCGACGGUGCCACCAGCCUGGCCUUCACCGAGGACGUCGGCGCCAGAUUGACCGCCUACGGCUGGCAGGUCCUCGAGGUGCCCGACGCAGACACCGACUACGAGGCCAUUGCCAAGGCGCUCGAGAAGGCCAAGGCCACCACCAACAAGCCUACCUGCAUCAAGAUCACCACCACAAUCGGCUUUGGCUCCUUGAACGCAGGCAGCGCCUCUGUCCACGGCUCCCCAUUGAAGCCAGACGACAUUGUCCAGUUGAAGAAGAAGUUCGGCUUCGACCCUGAGAAGUUCUUCGACGUCCCAUCCGACGUCUACGACUACUGGAGACUCAUUGCCGACAAGGGCGAAAAGGCCAACCAGGAGUGGGACUUGAUGUUCGAAGCCUACUGCCAGGAGUACCCUGAAGAGGGCGCAGAGAUCUCCAGAAGAUUGUCCGAAAAGUUGCCUGAAAACUGGGAAAAGCUGCUCCCAGUAUACACCCCACAGGACAAGGCUUUAGCCUCCAGAAAGAUGUCCGAGAUUGUUCUCGGCAAGCUCGAACAAGCCUUGCCAGAACUCAUUGGUGGUUCUGCAGACUUGACGCCUUCCAACUUGACCAGAUGGACCGACGCCGUCGACUUCCAACCUCCAGCCCUCGGCAUCGGCUCCUACGCCGGCAGAUACAUCCGUUACGGUGUCCGUGAACACGCCAUGGGUGCCAUCAUGAACGGUAUUGCCGCUUACGGCGCCAACUUCAAGGCCUACGGUGGUACCUUUUUGAACUUUGUUUCCUACGCCGCGGGCUCCCUCAGACUCUCGGCCUUGUCCGGCCACCCAGUCAUCUGGGUCGCCACGCACGACUCCAUCGGCCUGGGUGAGGACGGACCAACCCAUCAGCCAAUCGAAACCCUGGCCCACUUCAGAGCCAUUCCAAACUUGAUGGUCUGGAGACCAGCCGAUGGUAACGAGGUUUCCGCAGCAUACAAGGUUGCCCUCGAGUCCACCGUCACCCCAUCCGUCAUUGCCUUGACCAGACAGGGCAUCCCACAGUUGGAAGGCUCCUCCAUCGAAAAGGCUGCCAGAGGUGGUUACGUCCUAUCCGACGUCGAGAACGCAAGAUUGAUCUUGGCCGCCACCGGUUCCGAAGUCUCUCUUGCCGUCGACGCCGCCAAGGAGCUCACAGCCGGAGGCUUGCCAACGCGUGUUGUCUCCUUGCCAGACUUCUUCACCUUUGACCACCAGUCCGCCGACUACAAGAAGAGCAUCUUGCCAGACGGCAUCCCUGUCCUGAGUGUUGAAGUCAUGACCACUUUCGGCUGGGGCAGAUACGCUCACGCCCACCUGGGUCUCGACCACUUUGGUGCCUCUGCACCUGCCAAGGACAUCUUCAAGGCCUUUGGUUUCACCACCGAAGACGUGGUCGCCAAGGCCAAGAAAGUCGACGCUUACUACGCCGACAAGGAGGUACUCUCCAGACUAGACGGUCCUUUGUCUUACUAA